Messenger RNA from Setaria italica (foxtail millet), 576 nucleotides. RefSeq lists its product as uncharacterized. The transcript has 3 exons. NCBI's taxonomy places the organism in Eukaryota, Viridiplantae, Streptophyta, Magnoliopsida, Poales, Poaceae. Bases 1 to 576 code for a protein of 191 amino acids. The record is from RefSeq and is a predicted model, not a curated record.
AUGUCCUUCUAUAAACCUUGUCCACCGGAUGACCUCGGCGACAUCAACCUCAUGUCUCUGGGCCACAGCAGUUCACAUGUUGUUGUGGUGAUGCUUGAGCAGGUGGUGGAUGGUUUUCCGGCUAGUCCACCGACUCUGAUGCUGCAGCCGGUGGUGUGGCCACCCGUUGUUCUUCUGAUACUGCAAUCGUUGGUGUGGCCACCUGUUGUUCUUCUGAUACUGCAGCCGGUGAUGCUGGACCCGGCGAUGUCGAGUCCACUAGUGCAUGCUCAGAAGGAAUCGAAGAUAAAAGUGUGGGAUGAACUCACACCACCACUGCCAAAACGGUGGAUCCCCGUGGAGUCAUACCUGCAGUCUCUGGGCACUGGCAAGUUUUGCAUCGUUAAGACAUUCGACACGGUAGAGGAAGGGUGGUGCAGGGAGAAGAACGGCAACAUGUUCAAAAAUGUGGAGCGUUUUGCAGUGUUCACCGGUGUGAAGGUGGAACGUGGAAGUAGAGGGGCCUUUCGGAUGAUCAAGCACAAGUCCAGACGUUACAGCUUCGGCCAAAGGAUUGUCCAAACAUUCCUUUUUUAA